Molecule: messenger RNA, 6528 nt
Organism: Aspergillus ibericus CBS 121593
Lineage: Eukaryota; Fungi; Ascomycota; Eurotiomycetes; Eurotiales; Aspergillaceae
Product: putative myosin class II heavy chain (MHC)
Exons: 1
Cellular component (GO): cytoskeleton
Source: RefSeq, a predicted model, not a curated record
CCGUCCAGCCUCCGUGACGAUUCACUGCUGACGGUGCCAUUGACUUCCUUUUCCGCAACGCCAGGAGCGUCGAGCCGCUCGAUCGCUGGAUCACCUGGCCGGUCGAACUCCCCCCGAGGCCGCAGCGUCACCCCAAUACCCCCGAAUACACUCCCGACCCUCUCGAAAUACCGUGCCGCCUGGGAUUCCUCGACGUCGCCGGAAAACCGAAGGGCCGCCAGUAGCAUCUACUACACAACGGCCUGGGGCUCACCGUAUGCUGCACCUAGCCCUCGGAGGCUUUCGUGGUCUUUAAGUCAACACGGUGGUGUCGAUCGUGGUUCCGGAAAUAGCUCUCCGGCCUCGAUGCACAGUGGCAUACGCCACGGGUCUGAAUCGAAUAAUCCCGAGCUCUUGAGACCGUCUGCCCGAGACAGCUCAGUCAGACAACUGUACAGCGGCAAUUCGAGCCGGUCUCCAGCGAGAGACUUUUUUGGCAGGAAAGGGGGCAAGUCAAUCAAGGAUUUCACACAAGAUUGGAUCAAUCAGUACCUAUCCGGUCAACCACGAACUGAGCGAAGCAAUUGGUUAAGCGACGAUUCGGGCAGCGAGGCCCCAUCGUUUAUUACGGCGCAGAACUACUUCGCAGAGGACGCAUCUGACGAUUGGCUCGGCCUCGAACAGGACACCCGAGACGACGACCUGUUAAAGACCCCAACCCUAGCCGACUUCGUAAACCGAAGGACAGCUGGAAGUCGUCGAGAAGGUAGCCUUCCUCGCCAACGGGCCAGGGAUUUCCUUCACAAGCGAGCGGAUACCCUCCGGCAAGAGGACUUUUGGGGAUUCGCCUACGAUAAAGAUCCGCAGCCAAUUACGAUGGAUUCACACGAGACGCAGUCCCCUGUGGAGCAGGGGUCCAACAAGGCUCUCCCAACAAUAGAAAAGCCUCUACCGCCAACCCCAGGAGCUCCUUCGCCUACGGAGCGGGAGAAUCCUACCGAGCCCAAAGCCAUGAACAGCCAAGCGCUCGAUAGGAGUAGCCAGACCCCAGUGCAACGGUUUAGAAAGAAGAUCGUUUGGCGUGGGAAAGCAUGCUUCAUCGCGCUGCCGCUGGAAGACAAGCGAGGCACCGAAGAGUCUGGGCGCCCUCUGCUGACGGUUGAGGAUGUGCAAGAACGAUUGAAAAACUGGGAGGAACAAGGAUAUGAUACCCGCGGAUUCAGCGUCGGCGAGUCAGACGAUCUCUUGGACACUGGGCUGGGUGGUCUUAGUCGUCCGUUGUUCCCUGACCCAGCAGAGGUCCAGGAGGAUAGACACGCGGGGAGGUAUGGCGUCAGCAUUCCAGACAAAGCGGAGUGGGAUGCAUAUGUCGCCUAUCUACAGGAAGAGAAAUUACGCGCCUUGGGCGUGUUCCUGGAUGAACCAAAGCCCUCAAUUUCUCCUGCAUCUGCUGCUAUGAGCCAGAUGGCCCCCUUCCCUGGCCUUGUCUCGUCGCCCCCGAUACCGACAGCAUCCGCUGCCAGCAAUCCUCUGUCUUUAUCUCAUCACUUCUCUCCACAAUUGGGCCAGCCAGCAAACCCCGCGGGCCUGGGAACCCUGGCUUCUCCCGCUUCACAGUUCAGCAUACAAACACCGUUUCUGGGUGUCGACCAAAACUUGCUACCUGGAUAUCCGAUCCAGUUCCAACCUACCCCGCCUGCUCAGGGCUCUCUUACUCCUCAAAGUUUCUUUAACGCGCGCCAAGCAGGCCCCGCUGCAUCCAUACCUGGCACACUUCCUCACUUGGGCUCGAUUCUGUCUCCCGUUUCUCCUUUGAACGAACAGGGUGCUUUCCAUCCUGGCUUAAACGAACAACCAGGGCCGUCCAAGGAAACGUUCGGUGACCAUGACAUGCGGGACAACAUCGCUGAAGGCCAGCUGCUACGUCCUUACACUCCCACGGAGGGACCGGAUCAUUUCCACGCAUCUACUGUUGAAAUUGCGCAACCUACGCCCCGUGGUCACGACCGUGGCCACAACCUGAGCGAGACGCUCCAGAAGGGACUGGAUAGGUUCCCUCCUAGUUAUCAUUUGGAGGAGACUAUCGAUAGACAGCUUGACGAGGGUGAUCGCGAGCCAGUCCUCCAUAACUUUGACGGCUCUGAUCUUCUACAAUCGCGCUGGGCGUUCCCAGGUAAUGACAAUCUCGGAUCCCAGCAGUUUCCCCAGCACAUGCAUCAGUUCUACGGUGGAGACUACGCUGCAGACAAUGCCCAUGAAGGCUCCGAUAUCGAUACUAACCCCAGUCUUUCUGGUACCCCUCAGCGACAUGGCCCGCUUGCGAGCAAUAUCCCUUGGCAUGAGCCGAAGCCUAGUGCUGGCUCGUAUACUGGCGGACACCGCUCGAAGCUUUCAUCCUCUACUCUGAAUGUUGAUGCAAAGGAGUUCAACCCGACUGGAUCGGCGCCUUCACAGAGCUUUCCGUUCCAGGAACCGCCCUUUCAACCCCCAGCUGUUGGAAACCCCAUGUUUACCUUUGGUUCCGUACCAAGCUUCAACCCUUCUGCUAAUGCCUUUAACCUUACUGCUCCUCCGUUCACACCCAACGCUGCCAACAACCACACCACCCGAAAGGCUGGGUCAGGGGAGUUCAAAUUCUCCACCGCCUCUUUCAAUGUCGCGGCCCCCGCCUUCAACCCUACUGGCAGUGCUAUCACUGCAGAGCCCGAGCAGCCUGCAGGCGCGAGGACAAAGAUCUUCGAUGACGCCGACGUUUCGGAAGCAUCGAAGCUUUCUAAGAAGUCCAAGGCUAUUCCCAUUGUGCGACCUGAUGAUCCCAAGGAAGACAAGAGCAGUAAAGAGGAUGGUGAGAACGACAAUGGCCGCCCGACCCGCACUGAUCGUCAUAAGCGUGCCCGUCGUGGUGACGAAGCGUCGGAUGGCGAGGCUCAGUUCACCAUGUCUCAUGCUCUGGCAGAGACUGGUAACGCUCAACCAUCGCAAGCCCCCAACGCACAUCAUGUGCCGGCCGAAGGUAAAGAAAACGUGCAACCCGAGGGCGGGGAGAGCAAUGAAACAGUUCAGAAGCCGGUCACGAUCCAAGACGACAAAUUCGCCGAGAGGAAAGAGACCCCGAUCAGCGAAGCGUCGACCUGGACACCUUUCGACAAGAAGGAAAGCACGGCAGCAAUGCAGGAGUCUAGCCCAGCUGACGACAAACAAGCCGAAUCAGAGCAGCUUCCCGCAGAAAGAGAAGAUGUUGGUAUCAUAGAGCAGGAACAGUCUAUCGAAGCUGAUGCGAAGCCCUCAUUCCUGUCCGCCACUGCAAGGCCAUUUGAGUUCAAGGCGUCUGUUCCCGAAUACGUGCCGGUUGUUGUUGGAGAGUCAACACUUGCACCCAAUGCGGCGGAUGAUAGAAAGAGUGACGUUGCUUCCAACGCUCCAGUCUCACCCAAGCGUGAGCCUGUGCUAGCCGAAGCUGCCCAAACGGAUGAGGAUUCCCCUGACGACGAAGAGCUCAAUGCUAUAAUGGAACAGUUGAAUGACGACUCAGACGUUGGAAUAGAGCGGUUGAGCACCCCGCAGCCUCGUGAUCGCAUCCCGGAGUCUGUCUUACAUCCAUCUAAAGAAAAGCGCCACAUCCCAGCGGAUAUCAGGAGCGAGGCUCCCAGUCCGAGCCCAGGACGGGGUUUCAUGGCCCAUGCGCUGGAUGUACCUAAACUCGAUUUUGAAGCUCGAUCACAGUUCUCUGUCUCUCCCUCCAAGGGCGUCGGCUCUGGUAUCCACUCCCCCGUGCGGCAUUUGGUCAACCAGAAUGACCAUAUCAGUGACUGGGAUGAUGUGAUUUCGUCUGGCGAAGACGAGAAGCUGGCGAAUCGGAGCAGGUUCUUUGAUCGUCGGAUCAACGACCUCGUCGGUUCCGCCAUCGAUGAACGGCUAACGCCGCUUGAGCGCGCCCUUGGCGUGAUUCAAGACUCGGUCAUGGCAAUUGCACCGGCCCCUCGAACUAAAUUGGAAUGGAGUGCAUCUAUCGCGGGUGACAACAGCGAUGCCGAUGAUGAGGAAGAUGCAUACGAGAAUGCAUCAUACAGCACAAGAUCUGUUCUGCGCCAGAAAGAGAAACUCGAUAGAAUGAAAGCUGUCUUCUUGGAAGCUUUGGCAUCCCGAGACAGCGAGCAAAACAAGGACCAGACGAAUUCAGAACUUGCACAGCUGCGGGAUAGCGUUUCUGCUCUUCAGGCUCUAACCGUGCAGAAGUUGUCGCAGGACCCUGUCGAGGAGUUGAGAGUCAUCAUCCAAGACUUGGCCUCGAACCAACUGAGCCAGCAGAACUCGCGUCCCUCGGAAGCGGAAGAGAUCGGUGCCGAAAGCCUCAUGCUCCAAAUCGAGGGUCUCAAGAACAUGCUGCGGGUCUCCGACGAACGAGCUGAGCAGGAGUACAAGCUUCGGAGAGAAGCCCUAGACUCGGUCGCAGAACUCCAACGCCUUCUGAAGGUCGCGGAGGAAGACGCUGCACGCCACAGCGAGGCUGCAGAGUCCGCUGAAACUCGCUUGCUCCACUUCAAGGCAGAGAAGAUCCCUUACUUUGAAAACAUCCAACAUAAGGCCGAUUCGCUUGAGCAAGAGCAAGAAACUCUCAAAUUUACUCUCGCUGAACUAUCCUCCAAGAACAUCGCACUCCAGGGCACCCUUGACGAGUAUCGAGUAUCGAGUGACAACUGGAAACGGGAUAGCGAACAGUCCCGAGCUGAACUUGACACCGUCAGAGCGGAAAACAAGGAGCUACGUGGUACUAUUAGCCAGCUCAAGACGCGUCUCGAAGAUGGCAUGAGUAUCCGGCACAAUCUCGGCGAGAAGCUAGACCGUCUCCAAGAUGAAAUGGCGACGGUCACUCGAGACGUCAUCCGUGACCAGGCUUCGUACCGCAGACGCGAGGAGGAGUUGAACGCCAAAUAUAAUGAACUACGCGCAGCCUUUAACCGCGAGACGAAGCUCCGUGAAAAGCUCGAAUACGACAUUAACGAGCUCGAGGCACAGGAGCGCGAGGCAGCCAAGUUGAAGUUCAUUUUCGGCCAAUCUCAGCAGGAGAAUGCAAGACUCGAAGAACUUGUGGCACACCUGCGACUCGAAACCCAUGACCUGGAGCUCAAGGCUGCUCGAUUUGAACGCGAGUUCAACGAGGCUCGUGAAAGCAGCCGGGUGGAGAUUCAGCGCACCAGAAACUCGCUGGAGUCGGAUCUGGAGGUCGCCAAUAGCCAAGUCAACAUUGUCCGUUCUGAACUGGAAACACAGAUCCUUCGCCUUCAAAGUCAAAUGGACAACGUCAGGCUCGAAAGCGACACGGCCCGGGAGCGCUAUGAAAUGCUGUUGGAAGAAGCCAAUGAGACGAAGGCCAGCACCUUGGCCGCCGCUGUCCAAGCCAAAGAAUUGGCUGUGGAGGAGCAGCGCCGGACGCACGAACGUGUACUCAAUGACCUUCGGGAGCGCCACGCGCGUGCGCUGCACAAUGCUUCUGAAGAUAGGCAGCGCACAGAAGCUCAUCUGAUGGACCGCCUGGCCUUGUCUGAUGACAAGGUGAAACACCUUGAGGAUCGCGUUCACCACCUUGAAGAGAGGCUUGAAAUCGCACAGUCCGCUGCGCGCGCAGCUGCAGAAGCGGCUCAGUCUGCCAAGGCCGCCGUGCCUGCUUUGGUGCCUGCACACUCGAGCUCCCCUUCGAUGCCGUUCCGUGAGGGAUCGAUGAUGCCGGAGAAGAUUUCGCCUCAGGCUUUGAGGGAAUCCAUCUUGGUGCUCCAAGACCAGUUGCAACAACGUGAAUCUCGCAUUGAAGAGCUCGAGCAAGAAGUAGCCGCUAUCGACAAGGACGCUCCCAACAAGAUCAAGGAGAAGGACACGGAGAUCACUUGGUUGCGUGAGCUUCUCGGUGUUCGCAUUGAUGACCUUCAGGACAUCAUCACCACCGUGUCGCAGCCUGCUUUUGACCGCAAUGCUGUUCGUGAUGCGGCCAUUCGUCUAAAGGCGAAUCUGCAGAUGCAGCAACAGGAGAGAGAAAGAGUCCAUUCUGGACACAGUUUCCCGAGCCUUCCCUCAUUGGCAGACUUGACUGCGUCGCCGCGGUCGUUCCCUCUCGCAGCUGCAGCAGCAUGGGGGAACUGGCGCAAGGGAAGAGAUAAUUCCCACUCUCACCUCUCUGAACAAACGCCAUCAAAACCGACCAAUGCAAGUUCCUUCCUGUCAGGGCUCUUGACGCCUCCAGCCUCCAGUGUCCGACAGGCCUCACCCCACGCCGGCCCUUCCGCGACAGCAGGAUCCCGACGUCCUUCAGAGAGUCGGCCUCUAAGAAAUUACAAUACGACGCCAAAGGCCGUGCCUGCUCGUGCGAGCAGGAUGCGAGAGCCGCCAAGCACUCCCCCUCUGCUCCGUCGAUCAAGUUAUGAUCACGAUGCCGAGCCGGCUGAUUAUGCCCACGACUCCUUUGGAGAGGACGCCGAAAGCACGGCCGACGGCCUAGUCUCUGCAUCUCCCCGGGACGCGGCCGACGGGCCAUUUGGACCGCAAAUACAAGCAUAG